ACAGGUACUUCCGUCUUCCCAUCAUGCCUUUCAUAGUCAUGGCGGCUGACAGUAUUUCAUAACAUUUAUAUGUCACCGCUGUUUACGAGUGAAUUUUUGCAGCUCUUGGUUUGUAAGUGUGUUUUCUUGUUGUUGGCGUGACUUCUGAAAAAUGCCUAAAUAUUACGAGGAUAAAGAGGAGGACACCAGAGCCUGCGCUGGCAUCAGAGAGGACUUCAAGGCUUGUCUCCUUCAGCAUGACUGCGUAGUGAAGGAGGGAAAGAUGCCCAGUGAGUGUCUGAAGGAAGGCCACUGCAAAGCGCUGCAGACGUCAUUCUUUGAGUGCAAGAGGUCCAUGCUGGACACAAGGUCGCGAUUCAGAGGGAGAAAAGGAUACUGAGGAACCAACUAAUGUUUCGUUGUGACCAGACUGAACAGUUUGUAGGCUUGUGUUGACUGAUGUCAAUGCAGCAACGUGUGUGAUGCUGCAUCUUCAGCAUUAUGAACGCCUCAUCUGAAGCAGAAGUGGGGAAGAGUAGCGACAAACUACAGGAUGUGAAAGAACCCACAGCAGGAUUAAUGAUGUUUAACGUGGGAAAAGACGAGAGCUCUCGUUGGUUGGAGCGUUCAACGUGUUUUCCUUCCUCCUUAGAACAUUUUAUUUAGUUAUUUUGAAUGAAAAUCACCAACUUGAAUAAAUGACCAAAGUCAA
Messenger RNA from Gambusia affinis (western mosquitofish), 691 nucleotides. RefSeq names its product cytochrome c oxidase assembly factor 5. NCBI's taxonomy places the organism in Eukaryota, Metazoa, Chordata, Actinopteri, Cyprinodontiformes, Poeciliidae. The record is from RefSeq and is a predicted model, not a curated record. The transcript has 3 exons. Gene Ontology annotation, biological process: mitochondrial respiratory chain complex IV assembly. Bases 152 to 379 code for a protein of 75 amino acids. Gene Ontology annotation, cellular component: mitochondrion.